UGAUUGUGCUGUGAUUGUACUUUUACGCGAUACGAUGCAUAAUUUCCCUUUUCCACUAUUUAAAUGCCAAAAACAAGCAAACUAAUCACAUUUCUGGCUACACAAGAUCGUCAUGGAUCUACAAAAUGUUGCCUCAAAUGAGGAUUCCUUGUUGGCCUGUAGAGCUUGUCUGAUUACCGAUUGUAAACUGUACAACAUACAUGAUUAUCAACUCGGUGGUGCCUUUGCUCGCAUCUCAGGAGUCCCUGUGCACAAAGAUGGGCUCCCGCAGCACCUCUGCAUCUUCUGCAGCGCGCAGGUGGCCCGCUUCGAAGCCUUCCGAGAGAAGGUCCUCCGCUCACACUUUUGUAUGAGGGCGAAACUAUGCGAGAAAGAGUUGGAUACAAACAUUAUCCGCACCAUCGACCGCGCUCACUUCAAGCUUCUCAACAACCUAGCCUUCACCAAACCACAGACCCUCGAGUGCAUAAACCUGAAGACCCCUGAGGACAUCAAGAACGAACCCAACACAGACAUCGAUGACACUAAAGAUAAUAUAGAGAAACAAGAUCUUAAAGAAGAAGAAGACAAUGAUAUAGAACUUGAUAAUGAUCCAGUUGAGGAUAUAUUCAUCCUCACAGACGUGGAAAACAUUAAAAGGAAAAAAAGAAGAGUUACAGCUAAGAAAAAGAUGAAACUUGAAAAAUUUGACGACGACGAUGACGUGAAACUUGUAAAUUUUGCUAAAAAACGACCGAGGAAGAAAGAGGGCAAUCAAAGUGUUGUUAAAAAGAGAGAAGUAAAAAGUAAAGAUAGUUCGAAACCGAAAGUGAAGAAGGAAAGGAAGCCAAAAGAAGACAGUAAGAGGAAGUUUCGGAAUCCGGAGAACGGUUACAUGCCAGUGUUUGACUUUGCUACGUUUGAGAAUGCUUUUGAAGUGCGUGUUGUCACUUUGAGUAAGGAAGACCAACUGGAGGAGAUCGCUACACGCAAAGAGUCCGCCAACUACCUGGAGUCCCCAUUCCAGUGUCACGACUGCGGGAAAGGGUUUCUGGCUGAGGAGGCCUACAACAACCAUCAGUUGCGGCACAGCCCGAGUGCGGGCGGGUACGCGUGCGAGAUCUGCAAGGUCCGCUUCAACAUGCAGUGCCGCCGCCAGGAGCACCAGGACAUGCACCGGCUCAAGUUCUUCUGCAAGAACUGCAGCUUCGUCUCCAGAAACAGGCAUCAAGCGAGGAGGCAUUACGACAUGCACGCGGGCAAAACGUUCGAGUGCAAACAUUGCGGGAAAAUGUUCAAUAAGAGUUCGACGUAUUUGUCGCACGUGCGUCUGGCGCACCCAGACAUGCACGUGUCGUGCGACCUGUGUGGCGAGACCUUUGUGGGGCAGGCGGGCCUCAAGCAGCACAAGGCCAAGAUGCAUUCCAUAGCAGAGAACAUAAAACCGCAGAAGUUCGAGUGUGGCACGUGUUCAGCCACCUUCCUUAGCGUAGAAGCACUGAACAGACACACGGACACGGCCGGCGAGCACGGAGCCCUGCGGCCGUGCGAGCAGUGCGGCGAGAACUGUGCGAGCGAGCAGGCGCUACAGGAACAUGUCAAGGAGACACAUCCGAAGGAAACGUAUCGGUGUGAGGAGUGUAACAUGUCGUUUAAACGCGCGUCGGCUUACGACCUGCACCACCGGCGCAAGCACCUCGGGCAGCGCUUCAGCGCCGCGGGCCGCCACGUGGCGCGCCGCACGCCCGGACACUUCGUGUGCGAGCAGUGCGGCCGCGUGCUCACGUCCCGCCAAGGGCUGCGCUACCACUUGCGCGACCACAAGGGCCUCAACCUGAAGCUGUUCACGUGCCCCGAGUGCAACAAGACCUUCGCCGCGAAGCACAUGAGAGAUUGGCACAUGCGUUCGCACACGGGUGAGAAGCCGUACCAGUGUCCCGAGUGCCCGCUCGCCUUCAGCCUCAACAGCAACUUCAAGAGGCACCACAAGGCGGUGCACCUCGGGCAGCGUAAAAGCAUUCCGUGCAACAUCUGCGGGCGCGUGUUCACGACGACGUCGUGCGUGCGCGUGCACGUGAACGCCGUGCACCGCGGCAUGCCGUGGCCCAAGCGGAACCGGGCCCGCGGCAAGACCGACCCCAAGUCGCCGCUUCACAAUAAAUAA
Messenger RNA from Cydia fagiglandana, 2143 nucleotides. RefSeq names its product zinc finger protein 69-like. Gene Ontology annotation, biological process: regulation of transcription by RNA polymerase II. Gene Ontology annotation, cellular component: nucleus. The transcript has 12 exons. NCBI's taxonomy places the organism in Eukaryota, Metazoa, Arthropoda, Insecta, Lepidoptera, Tortricidae. The record is from RefSeq and is a predicted model, not a curated record. Gene Ontology annotation, molecular function: zinc ion binding; DNA-binding transcription factor activity, RNA polymerase II-specific; RNA polymerase II transcription regulatory region sequence-specific DNA binding. Bases 113 to 2143 code for a protein of 676 amino acids.